This is a messenger RNA of Rosa rugosa (rugosa rose), 837 nucleotides long. RefSeq lists its product as uncharacterized. The record is from RefSeq and is a predicted model, not a curated record. The transcript is spliced from 3 exons. NCBI's taxonomy places the organism in Eukaryota, Viridiplantae, Streptophyta, Magnoliopsida, Rosales, Rosaceae. The coding region runs from base 219 to 548 and encodes 109 amino acids.
UUCUUUGAUAUCACCUGCGAUCCGGGUACCACUGGACUGGACCCGGGUGAAAAGAAGAGAACUAGCCCAAUUCUUGUAUUCGGGUACAUAAGGCGGUUCUACCUUGUCUUGCUGAACAAGGCGGCCUCUGAAUCAAAAUAUAAAGACCCAAACCGAUUUCUUCACCAAGUUACCAAAUUUCACUUACUCUCCUUGUGGAUUCUCCGGUGUUGGUGAAGAUGGAAUCGCAGAAAAGAGAACUUGAAAAACAGCCUGCUGGAACAACGGCUACUCCACUUGCUGCUGCAACAACCCCUACUCCACCUGCUGCUGCUGCUGCAACCCCCACAUCUUGCCGAAGGAAGAAGAAUGAACAAGCCACUUUCUUGGAAGAUGUGAAGGAUCACAUUGAUGAGUUUAUACACGCUUCUAUGGACGAACACGUGUCUUGCUUCAAGAAGACCAUUGACAAGAUGUUUAAAAUGUCAAAGGUUGUUGCUGAGAAGAAUGCUGCUGACGCCAAGGGAGUUGAGAGUUCUCUUCCCCUUCGAACAACAGUAGCAGACUAAUAUCUUCUCCUAUUUUAGGUGGUUCUGAUACCUUGAGUACUAAUGACUUUGCUCUGAAUUUGGGUGAUGUUUAUGUUAAAUCGCACUCCAGUUAUAUUUCAACUAACUUGAAAACGUAAGCUUGUGGGAUAAAUGACAACUAUUAUGGAGUCUAUUUCCUAGUUGAUUAUGGUGGGACUGCUCUGGUUAUCCAAACAGCAUGUGUGCUUUCAAGGUCAUUUUAGUAUGUAUCUAGUCACUGUUGGAUUUGAUCGAAAUGGUAAAUCUUUUUCCACCUACUGUGAGAUUA